Molecule: messenger RNA, 1233 nt
Organism: Fusarium verticillioides 7600
Lineage: Eukaryota; Fungi; Ascomycota; Sordariomycetes; Hypocreales; Nectriaceae
Product: pre-mRNA-splicing factor CWC21
Exons: 2
Coding region: 178-705 (175 amino acids)
Source: RefSeq, a predicted model, not a curated record
CGACAGCGGCAGAGAAGGGUCCUAACUACAUACCAGCUAGGUACAUCAUAUCCACCUUGCCUGUUGCUGUCGCAUCCAUCACAGAUCUCAAUUGUCCAUGACAUUACCUAUCUGCGCGCCAACUUAUACCAACAAUUGUUUCAGCGAUUCAAAACACAACACUUUGCCUACUCCAUAAUGUCUGAUAACGUUGGUCUCAACACUCCCCGAGGCAGUGGCACCUCGGGCUACGUCCAACGCAACCUUGCCCAGAUCAAGCCUCGCGACUACGGCGCUCCUUAUCCCAAAGACCUCGAUAGCUUGCGACACAAGCAACGCCAGCCAGAUAAGGGAAUCCUGGAGCAUGACCGCAAGCGUGAGGUCGAAGUUAAGGUCUUUGACUUGAGGGACAAGCUUGAAGAAGAAGAGGUCGACGAAGAUGAGAUCGAUAGGCGAUGCGACGAGCUCCGACAAAAACUCCUUGCCGAGAUGAAUUCUGGGAGGAGAGGCGGUCAAAGAAAGACAUUCAAGCAACACCAGGUUCACGAGAUGGCCGAUGCCAAGAUCAAGGAGAGCGAACGACUACGGAAAGCAUUGAAGAUCAGCGCAGACUAUGAAGAGGGAGGUCAUUGGAAGCGACAAGAAGAGAGGCUGCGCAGUGCUUUGGAGAAGGAAGAGGAGCAAGGUGAAGGUGACGACGAUAGGAAAAGUGAGCCAAGAGACUAGGUUGAUCACCCAACUCAAAACAUAUCGGCCACUAUGUUAUCAAAACUUGCGUUUUGAGGGGGAACGCAGACUCUCGGUGUUUGGACAAUUGUCAAGCAUCUGGCGGUCUCUCACCCUUCGCCAGGCAUCGGCCAUUGUUAUUCAAGUCAUCCAUCCAUUGAAAAUGUGGACAGAACGGAUAACUGUGGCAUCGGUUUCUGGGUGGUUUUACUGUCGUAUUUCUGUUCAUUUUCAAGCGGCGCAUGGCGUUUGGGUAUUGAGACUGACUGACCCAAGUUGCAUUGUCUAGGGUAGGAUAUUUAACAUUGGACACGACGUUUUGUUCCUCUAGAAACGACUCAUAAAUGUUGCUGGGUCCUGUAUUCUGUUGUAUAGGUACCUGUUGUACUGAUUCUGGGGAUUCUUGUAUGGUCACUUUACUGUCUUAUCCUUGACUCUGUGAACGAUAAUGAAAACACGAAUAUUAGCUGGUUGAUCUUACUACUCACUCAGACACUCAACAACAUUGUCUUUCAUCUGACAGCAGUC